Molecule: messenger RNA, 1261 nt
Organism: Mangifera indica (mango)
Lineage: Eukaryota; Viridiplantae; Streptophyta; Magnoliopsida; Sapindales; Anacardiaceae
Product: 3-hydroxyacyl-[acyl-carrier-protein] dehydratase FabZ-like
Exons: 4
Coding region: 234-884 (216 amino acids)
Biological process (GO): fatty acid biosynthetic process
Molecular function (GO): hydro-lyase activity
Source: RefSeq, a predicted model, not a curated record
AUGAUUGAAAACCUCCCAUGGAGUGGAGAUCUCCGAUUGCCUGAUUGAAAAGUCCCUGGUUAGGAGAGAGAGUUCCCCCUAAAACUACCUCGUUAAUGUCGCCACCUUCCACUUGCUUCACUCUUUUAUCAUAAAUUUAUUCUAACAUUAAAUUCAUCUCAGUUUCUCUCUUCUUCAACCUCUAACUCUCUCAUUUUUCAUUCUUUCUAUUCCGUUCAUUCAAACUUUCGACAAUGGCUGCUACUACUACUUGUUUGGCCAAUUCAGUUUUAUCUUCGAAAUAUCAUCGACCAAACGCUUUGUCUCUUCCAAAAGCCAAACUUCAAUUUCUCCAAUUCAAGAAGAACAACAAUAACAUCGCUCGUUUCACGACAUUUUGUUCUCUAGAAGACAAAGAUCCUAAACACGAUACUCCUAUCGAACUAAGAUUCGAGGCGUUUCCUACAGUUAUGGAUAUUAACCAGAUUCGCGAGAUUUUGCCGCACAGGUUUCCAUUCCUUUUAGUGGAUAGAGUUAUUGAAUACAAUCCUGGAGUUUCGGCUGUGGGGAUUAAGAAUGUUACUAUCAAUGAUAACUUUUUCCCUGGACAUUUUCCUGAAAGGCCUAUUAUGCCUGGUGUUCUCAUGAUUGAGGCAAUGGCACAGGUUGGUGGUUUGGUUAUGCUGCAACCAGAUGUGGGAGGCUCUCGAGACAAUUUUGUUUUUGCUGGAGUCGAUAAAGUAAGAUUCCGAAAACCAGUAAUUGCAGGUGACACUUUGGUUAUGAGAAUGAAUCUUGUCAAGCUGCAGAAACGCUUUGGCAUUGCAAAGAUGGAAGGCAAAGCUUAUGUGGGAGGUGAAGUAGUGUGUGAGGGCGAGUUUUUGAUGGCUGCUGCUUUCAAUUAAUUCACUAAGGUUAUCGCCAAUAUUUUAGUUGCAGCUCUAGUAAGGUUUCCUUGAUUUGAACUCCUUUAUUUUUACUUCUGUAAGUUGGACUACUGAUAUUUUAGCUACAAUUUGCUAGACUUGGCAAAGGGAAAGUGGGCGAUUCAAUUUUGUUUUCUUUUCUUUUGUCUGUGGACCUACCAGCAGGUGUCUCUUCUUUUUUGGAAAUUAAUUACAUCACCCACAUUUCAUUUACCAAAAUGAAAUGGACCUUUUUUUUUUUUUGUGUUAAACGGAUAUGUCCAAAUAUCUAAGUAAUCCCAAAAUUACUCUCCGUCUUUUCUCAAUGUAGCCUAACUUCUCAUCAACAAAAAUGUAUUACAAUUGAUAUUUGUUUG